Exophiala spinifera is the source of this 1416-nucleotide messenger RNA. RefSeq lists its product as uncharacterized. Lineage: Eukaryota; Fungi; Ascomycota; Eurotiomycetes; Chaetothyriales; Herpotrichiellaceae. Gene Ontology annotation, molecular function: cysteine-type peptidase activity. The transcript is spliced from 3 exons. The record is from RefSeq and is a predicted model, not a curated record. Gene Ontology annotation, biological process: proteolysis. The coding region runs from base 1 to 1416 and encodes 471 amino acids.
AUGGGCCGACGUGAUGUGCACGUCGUGGAGUCCCAUGAUUUCAAUGCGGCCUACAUCCAGAAGAACCCGUCCAGAAUCUGCAGGUGGCAGACACCCUCGAUGGUUCUGGUUCCCGUUCAUAUCGAGGAGACAAGCCAUUGGUUUCUGAUCAGCUUGCAAUUCACCCACCGUCAACUUACGGUGCAUGACCAUGAGAACGAGAGGGCCAUAUCCGUCGCUCAUUUCAUCCUUUCCAGCGCACCAGAGCUCAACGGGUGGACGGUGAGUUACAGUUUAGGUUCAAUCAAUGACGGCAAUAAUUGUGGUGUCAUUCUGCUCCACGAAGCGGACAAAAUCUUGGGACACACGGACCCAAGCCCUCUAAACUUCGUCGCUCUCCGGAGAAAUUUCUUACAACUGAUUGUGGCUGUUCACCACACGGAUGUCUCCCAGAUGUCCCUAGGCACGAGCACCCCUUCAUCCGCAAGGACAACAAGUCCUGACCCCAGUCCCUGCACAAGAUUGAAACCGAAGUUCGACGACCUGCCACCGCAAAUCAGGUUGAAGUUCCUCGCUUCCUCCAUGGGAUGCAAAGAAGUCUUAGAGGAUUUUCGAGACCUGGUGGAUAUUCUGAAAGGCCGAUCACUCCGAGACCGUGGUGACACUCAGGGAAUCAUGCAGCUAUACAAUAGCAGUCGAAACCUCAGGCAGGAUGUUCUUUCCAACCGUACCCCAUCCAAUUCUAGCAUAGAGAGCGCUCUGAAACUCUACAAUACUCUCAGGUCGCCUGGCCAGAGUUCAGAAAAUGUCUGUACCAGUUUUCUGGGAUGUGACAAAGGAAGUCUUCAGGCAGCAGUUCAACUGUAUACCCGAAGACGCGGCUAUGAGAAGCUGAGUAGCCUCAAAAAGGACUUUGGGGCUAUGUGUAUAGCUUCGACAUAUCGUGCCCUGAUCAAAAUUUUCCAACGCGAAUCAAUGGAAGGCACAUCAGAGGGAAUAAGAAUGCGAGUGGACGAUGGGCAAGCGGACUGCAUCAAGCGCGGCCUGAAGUCAGACACGCGAGCCUACUGGUUCAUCUUGAGAUACACCCAGCAAGACAAAGACCCUACCGCCCUCGGGCAGCUUAAGAAGGCCAAUUACUGGGGCACAUAUCUACACGAAUUUGAAAACAUCUGCGGCCCUAGCCACCCGCUAUGGAUGUUACGGCCUGUAAGAAGGAUUUCAUGUGCUCUCGACCCUGACUAUAGAGUCAGGCCUUCAUGUUAUGAAAACCUCAACAAAAGCAAUAUUCAAAUGGUGGUUGACCUGUUUAAGAACAGCAAUCGCCGGCUUUGGGAUUUUCUACCACGAUGUGAGCAAGGCAUAGAGCGAAUACUCGCAGGUGAAGGUGUUGAUGACGGAUUCAUGGAGGAGUUUGAGAGACUAUUCUCGGGUUAA